GCGUGCUCAGCCAAUGGGGCCAGGGCGGGAGAUUUGAAAGGACCUCUGCGUGGGCGCGGCCGGGCAGGUUCAGUUGUUUCCCAGCGGCCAGGGAGGUGGCUGUGCCGCAGGCUCCAGGUGAACUGUCCUCCUUUCGGGGGCCUUGCGCCGGGAGAGGCCAGUUCCCUCCCCCUUCCCUUCUAAGGAUGGCCCAGAAGGAGAACGCCUACCCCUGGCCCUACGGCAGGCAGACGGCUCAGUCUGGCCUGAACAUCCUGCCCCAGAGAGUCCUCCGGAAGGAGCCUGUUACCCCAUCUGCGCUUGUCCUCAUGAGCCGCUCCAAUGCCCAGCCCACAGCUGCCCCUCUCCAGAAGGUGGUGGAGAACAACAGUGGGACCCCCAACUUCUCAAUGCGUUCCUUCACAAUCGACGACUUUGAGAUUGGGCGUCCUCUGGGCAAAGGCAAGUUUGGGAAUGUGUACUUGGCUCGGGAGAAGAAAAGCCGUUUCAUCGUGGCGCUCAAAGUCCUCUUCAAGUCUCAGAUAGAGAAGGAGGGUGUGGAGCACCAGCUGCGCAGGGAGAUCGAGAUCCAGGCCCAUCUGCAGCAUCCCAACAUCUUGCGUCUCUACAACUAUUUCUAUGACCGGCGAAGGAUCUACUUGAUUCUGGAGUAUGCCCCCCGGGGGGAGCUCUACAAGGAGCUGCAGAAGAGCCGCACUUUUGACGAGCAGCGAACAGCCACGAUUAUGGAGGAGCUGGCAGAUGCUCUGAUAUACUGCCACGGGAAGAAGGUGAUUCACAGAGACAUAAAGCCAGAGAAUCUGCUCUUGGGGCUCCAGGGAGAGCUGAAGAUUGCCGACUUCGGCUGGUCUGUACACGCCCCCUCCCUGAGGAGGAAGACAAUGUGUGGCACCCUGGACUACCUGCCCCCAGAGAUGAUUGAGGGGCGCACGCACAACGAGAAGGUGGACCUGUGGUGCAUCGGGGUGCUCUGCUACGAGCUGCUGGUGGGAAACCCCCCCUUCGAGAGUGCUUCCCACAACGAGACGUAUCGGCGCAUCGUCAAGGGUUGCUGUAACAAAUUACCACAAACUCGGUGGUUUAAAACAACAGAAAUGUAUUCUCUGACAGUUCUGGAGGCCAGGAGUCCACAAUCAAGUCGUCUGCAAUGCCAUGCUCCCCUCAAAGGCUCUAGGAGGAAGUCCUCCCUUGCCUCUUCCAGCUUCAGGUGACUCUGGGCACUUCGUGGCUUGUGGCUGCAUCACUCCAAUCUCUUGCUUCUGUCUUCACACAGCCUUCCUGUCUUCUCUCUUUUCUCCUCUGUGUCUUAUAAGAACACUAGUCAUUUGAUUUAUGGUUCACCCAGGUAAUCCAGGAUAAUAUUGUCUCACGAUCCUUAAUUACAUCUGCAAAGACCCUUUUUUCCA
This is a messenger RNA of Physeter macrocephalus (sperm whale), 1406 nucleotides long. It is a transcript of the gene AURKB, whose product is annotated as aurora kinase B. Bases 186 to 1211 code for a protein of 341 amino acids. Gene Ontology annotation, molecular function: protein kinase activity; ATP binding. The record is from RefSeq and is a predicted model, not a curated record. The transcript is spliced from 9 exons. Gene Ontology annotation, cellular component: spindle microtubule; spindle midzone; chromosome passenger complex. Gene Ontology annotation, biological process: protein phosphorylation; regulation of cytokinesis; mitotic spindle organization. NCBI's taxonomy places the organism in Eukaryota, Metazoa, Chordata, Mammalia, Artiodactyla, Physeteridae.